Leishmania major strain Friedlin is the source of this 957-nucleotide messenger RNA. RefSeq lists its product as hypothetical. Gene Ontology annotation, molecular function: 1-acylglycerol-3-phosphate O-acyltransferase activity. Gene Ontology annotation, cellular component: endoplasmic reticulum. The transcript has a single exon. Gene Ontology annotation, biological process: phosphatidic acid biosynthetic process. Lineage: Eukaryota; Euglenozoa; Kinetoplastea; Trypanosomatida; Trypanosomatidae. The coding region runs from base 1 to 957 and encodes 318 amino acids. The record is from RefSeq and is a predicted model, not a curated record.
AUGCUGCUGCUGCUGUUGACCGUCUUUAUGCCCCUCUACGGGUGCUUUCUGUGGCUGCUGCACCAGCGCAUGCUUUCUGUGCUGCUGAUGCGUGUUUGGUUCUCAUUACAUCUCGCCAUUGCCGUCAUUGCGACUCAUAUUGCCUGCCGCAUCAUCUCCUUUUUCGCGUACACGCUACACAUCAUUCCCGCCUCCACCGCUCAGGCCCUCUCGCGCUUCUGCAAGCACGUUGCCUUCAAGGUGUAUUUUUCGGCAAACGUGCCACACGUGCACACCGUACAGAUGCCCGGAUCGCUGCCCUACAGCGUCAUGCAGCGAGGCGCCAUCUGCUCGUGUCACUGCAGCUUCUUUGACCCCUUCUUUUCCAUGUCUGUCAUUCCGUACUCGGUCUUGUGGAACGGCCGCACCUUCUUGAAGAACUCGCUUCUGAACCUUCCGCUGUUCGGGUACGCGCUGCGGUGCGCUGCGCACUUCCCGGUGUACUUCUCGGAUGAGAACAGCGCCUCCUUUUCGGUCGACAAGGACAAGCAGGCUGCCGUCGCCGCUGACGUCGAGAACUGGGUGAAGCAGGGUAAGAGCCUUUGCUUCUACCCAGAGGGCAUGGUGAACCGCACACCGGAGGUGCUCAAGGACUUCCGACUCGGCAGCUUCAAAACGAUCCUGGCGCACAAGAUGCCCUUGUAUUACUGCGUCACCUACGGCAACCACGAGGUAUGGCCGCCGUCCUUGAAGGGCUUGCCGGGUUACCCGGCGGAUGUGUACGUGUACAUCGGCAAGUACCAGUACUGCGCGGACAAGGUGGACGCGCUGGCACUCGCGACGGGGCUGCGCGAGGAGAUGCAGAAGCACCUGGACGAGAUGGUGUUGAAGGGCAAGAGGCUUGAAUGCAAGCCGCGGCACGUUGCUCGGCAUGCAGGCCACGGAGGGGAGAGAGGGAGGCGGGUGAUCAUUGAGUGA